AUUCAGCAGACGACAACAUUGAUCAUCUGUUGAUGAAAUGGCUUUGCCACGGAGCCCGCACAGCAUUCAAAUGGGAGAAGAAGUAAUGAAUCGUUUGGCUCAAGAUGUUUUAGAACUGGAAGAUCGGAUUGAAGAACGCGAUCGUGCUGCUGAGCAGAUGACUACAGAUGAAUUCAUCGACCAAAUGAGGAAUAAAAAUACAAGUAGGAAAACAAAUUCAGAUGUCAACAAGUUAAAAACAUGGCUUUCCGAUCAAAAUGAGCUACGGGAAUUUCAUGAGAUUCCUCCUCAGGAACUUGACCUCUUGCUAGCAAGAUUUUUCAUGACUGCCAAAAAGUGUGAUGGAGGGGAUUAUGAACCAGACACAUUAAAAUCUAUUCAAGGCAGCAUAAAUAGACAUUUGACCGAAAAACACUGUAAUAUAGACCUAAUCAAAGACAAGGAGUUCAAGCAUUCAAGAGAUGUACUAAUGUCUAAAAGAAAACUACUUCGUCAGAAUGGAAAAGGAAAUAAACCAAAAAAAGCUGAACCACUGACAAAGGAGGAAAUUGAUAUACUGUAUCAAAAGAAACUUCUAGGAGCAGCUAAUCCAAGAGCGUUAACAAACACUGUUUUCUUAAACAACAGUAUGUUUUUUGGAAUGAGAUCUAGACUGGAACAUCAAAAUUUAAGAUGGGGGGAUAUUGACCUAAAAACAACAUCAGCAGGAGAAAGGUAUCUGGAGUUUACAGAGAGGGCAACCAAGACCAGGUCUGGUUCAACGAGUGACGCAAGGGCAUUUUCCCCCAAGAUGUUUGAAAAUAAAGGUGAUCCUAGAUGUCCAGUAAGUUUGUAUUUGAUGUAUGCAGGAAAGCGUCCAGAGAAAAUGAAAGCAGAUGACUCCAAAUUCUAUGUUGGCAUCAACAAUAAAGGCUAUGGUGAUGAAUGGUUCAUAAACCAACCAAUGGGAAAAAACACACUAUCUAAUAUAAUAAAAUCUAUGACAGAUGAAGCCGGUAUACAGGGCCGUAAAGUCAAUCAUAGUGCCCGAAAAACAGGCAUUACAACACUUAUCCAUGCAGGUGUUCAGAACACUCUAGUUCAACAACAUUCUGGCCAUAAAAGCCUUAGUUCUAUAAACAAUUACUCCAGUGCUUCGUUUCAACAACAAAAAGAUAUGUCAAAGGUGCUAUGUACAUUCACUUCAAACCAAGAUAGUACAACAGAUAUUAAUCAGAAUACUAUUCAACCAGGUGACAGUAGUACUACAGAUCAUAUUAAUCAGAAUACUAUUCAACCAGGUGAUAGUACUGCUAACUUAAAUAAUAUUGAUACAAUUCCCGAUGAUGAUGACGACAUGGUUUUAGUAAGAGCAUCGCAGGAAAUGAUAGAAAACACACUGCUUGACAUAGAAAACUUCGAAAACUAUGAAGUACUUGAUAUUCAUAAUGAUAUACAUGUAGAUAAUUGCAAGAAAUCUAGCAAAUUAGUUCAGAAAAACACUGAUAUGUCUGUCCGUAUGUCUGAGAAUUAUUCUGUGCCGUCCAUUCUCCAAGGUGCUACUGUAAAGGGGAAUGUUAUAAUAAACUAUGGAAAUCCCAUUGAAGAAAAAGAAAAUGACCAGAGACAAACCCAGAAAAAAAGAAAAUGGGUUAUUUAUGACAGUAGUGAUUCUGACUAAAUUGUUUAUAUUCUAUAUUCUUGUUAUUAAAUUGUUGAUUUAUUGUUA
This is a messenger RNA of Mytilus trossulus (common blue mussel), 1708 nucleotides long. RefSeq lists its product as uncharacterized. Gene Ontology annotation, biological process: DNA recombination; DNA integration. The record is from RefSeq and is a predicted model, not a curated record. Gene Ontology annotation, molecular function: DNA binding. The transcript is spliced from 3 exons. The coding region runs from base 38 to 1660 and encodes 540 amino acids. NCBI's taxonomy places the organism in Eukaryota, Metazoa, Mollusca, Bivalvia, Mytilida, Mytilidae.